ACCAAAAUGCAUGAAUAUCUCCAUAAUAAUCCAGCAGUUGUUUAGAUCUGCUGUUGUUUGCAGGUAUCACCUCAAAGCAGAUGGAAAAUGAGGUGUCUAUUAUGAGAAAGCUGGCGUAUCAUAAAAAUGUGAUGCAGCUGCUGGACUGGAAUACAGCGGAAGAGCCGUAUAUGCUGAUCAUGGAGUUCAUGAGCUACGGAACCCUGCGCAGUUUUGUUCAGAAAAACAAAGAUGAGCUAAUUGCCGACCCUGAACUGCAGAGCCAGUUCACCAUCGCGUCCUACCACAUCGCCCUGGCCAUGGAGCACUUACGCUCCAAAAUGGUGGUGCACAGUGACCUUGCCUUAAGGAACAUUCUGGUGAGUCAAUUCCCAUGGGAGGUGAAGGUAGCAGAGUUUGGCCUGGCCAGAGACUUGACCCGUAUGAGGAGCAGACGCAGCAGCAGAAAAAAACAACACAAGGAGCGUGUGCCGCUGCGCUGGUAUCCUCCAGAGUACUUCAGGAACAACUACUACAGCUUUAAGGGAGAGGCCACGGUUUACUAA
Molecule: messenger RNA, 545 nt
Organism: Sinocyclocheilus anshuiensis
Lineage: Eukaryota; Metazoa; Chordata; Actinopteri; Cypriniformes; Cyprinidae
Product: fibroblast growth factor receptor 2-like
Exons: 4
Coding region: 81-545 (154 amino acids)
Biological process (GO): protein phosphorylation
Molecular function (GO): protein kinase activity; ATP binding
Source: RefSeq, a predicted model, not a curated record